Messenger RNA from Panicum virgatum (switchgrass), 655 nucleotides. Its product is annotated as histone H4. Lineage: Eukaryota; Viridiplantae; Streptophyta; Magnoliopsida; Poales; Poaceae. The transcript has a single exon. The record is from RefSeq and is a predicted model, not a curated record. Gene Ontology annotation, molecular function: structural constituent of chromatin; protein heterodimerization activity; DNA binding. Gene Ontology annotation, biological process: nucleosome assembly. Bases 69 to 380 code for a protein of 103 amino acids. Gene Ontology annotation, cellular component: nucleosome.
UCCAAUUCACAAGCUCCCCCACCAGAAAACAACAAUCCCCAAUUUCCUUCGUGCUCGCGGCGGCGGCGAUGUCGGGGCGCGGCAAGGGCGGCAAGGGGCUGGGCAAGGGCGGCGCCAAGCGCCACCGCAAGGUGCUCCGCGACAACAUCCAGGGGAUCACCAAGCCGGCGAUCCGGCGGCUGGCCCGGAGGGGCGGCGUGAAGCGCAUCUCGGGGCUCAUCUACGAGGAGACCCGCGGCGUGCUCAAGAUCUUCCUCGAGAACGUCAUCCGCGACGCCGUCACCUACACCGAGCACGCCAGGCGCAAGACCGUCACCGCCAUGGACGUCGUCUACGCGCUCAAGCGCCAGGGACGCACCCUCUACGGCUUCGGCGGCUAGGCCCUGGCUCCGGUGCGCCCCCGUCUGAGGCGCGGUUCCUGGAUUGGUGCCGUGUGUGGUUAGGGAUGAGGGUUCGUUGUCAAGGGAUUGGCUGUGUUGGCUUUCUGAAUGUAGUCUGUCUUUGUGCCGUGAAGAAAUGCGGACUGCCUAUAUUGUACGAGGAUUGAACAUGCCUGCAGCAAAGAAAUGGUCGAGUUUCAAAUGCUGUGCUUCUGACUGAAUCUUAUCCUGAAGAAAGUAACACGUUCAGUAAUCGGCAUGGCUUUCUGGAUGAA